CGAAUUAGUGUUUUGACAGGUGAUCGCAAACGGAAGCGGAAAUUUCCGCUUGGCUAUGGAAAAGCCUCUCAUCUUCUCUCCCGUCCAUUCUCCCCAAAGGCUGUAAGUCACCAUAGGGAGAGAGGCACAUGGACUGAAGUGCCUGUCUGCCACUGGGAAAUUCUGCCAUUCCUACAUCCUUUAUUUAGCAGGGAAAAGUGCCGGACAAAACCACCAUCAUGACUCAUUCAAUGCUUCGGCGGCAACUGAAGAACCUUGUUCAGAACUUCUCUGAAGCAGAAGUCAAGGUUCGAGAAGCGACCUCUAAUGAUCCCUGGGGGCCUUCUAGCUCCCAAAUGGCCGACAUCUCAGAUUUGACCUACAAUGUGGUGGCAUGUAACGAGAUUUUAGCCAUGCUCUGGAAGCGCCUCAACGAUGACAAAAAUUGGAGGCAUGUGCACAAGGCUUUAACUCUUCUUGAAUAUCUGUUGAAAACGGGCUCUGACCGCAUCCCCCUCCAGUGUGUGGAGAACAUACACGUUAUCAAAGCACUAACAGAAUACCGCUUCACUGACAAGGAUGGAAAGGACCAGGGGGUGAAUGUGAGAGAAAAGGCGAAGAUAGUGCUCAUACUGAUCGAAGAUGAGGACAAGCGGAAAGAAGAGAGAGAUUUCGCGUUGAAGACGAAAGAUAAGCUGACAAAGGCUCCCAGUGCGUCCUCCACUACAGGUCCAGAGAAGGAAAAGCCAGAGAUUCUACCGUAUACAGGGCUGCCUUCCCUGGACAACAUCCCUUCAGUGGCUGACCUAACCGCCGCUAUGGCCAAGAAGAAGGAGGAGCAGAAACGUCUGGAGGCCGAGAGGAAGGAGGCAGAGAGACGGGCAAAGGAGGGUGACACAGAGCCAGAUCUUUGGGAACAAGCAUCAAUAGUAGCACCUCCAUCCAACUCAGAUCCCUGGGGAGCCCCAUCUGUUGCAUCUAAUGAAUCUGCACCUGCUAGUAAUGACCCAUGGGGUGGAUCUGCUGAUGGGGAAAGUGACUCUCCACCUGCUUCUGGGGAUCCAUGGGGAGGAUCUGCUAAUGCUGAGAAAGCUUCUUCACCUGACUCCAAUGAUCCUUGGGGUGGAUCUACUAACACAGAGAAAUAUUCUCAACCUGCCGCCAAUGAUCCAUGGGGCGACUCUUCAGGAAUAUCAGAAAGUCUGUGGGGGGCUCCAACAGAUGCGCAGAAAGACUCUGAGCCUGUAAAGUCUGAUCCCUGGGGGUCAUCGGCAGAUAAUGUACAGGAUUCAGCACCUGGAAAUUCUGACCUCUGGGGGGCGCCAUUGGAAGCACCAUCAUUCAAGCCUGACCCUUUCGCCAAUCCUUUUGGUGAUAGUUCAAAAGCAGAUAAUGACCCUUGGGGUACAGCAGAUUUGAAAGUAACUAGAUCGAACAGCAGGCCAGCUUCUUCUCCGCUCACCGUAAAUGAUCCCUGGGGUGCCUCAUCUGCUCCAACUAAUGCGAUGACAGCUGAUGACGCUUUUGGAGAUGGAGGAAGUUCAGAUCCAUGGGGAGCGACUCCUGAGAACAGCAACGGAACAGGUGACACUGCCACUAAACCUGUUGAUGAGACCAAAAAGCCAGCGUCCUUCCUUGGUGAAGGUGCUUCAUUGGUGGACUUUGACUCUCUUAUGUCUGUCAAGCCCAAACUUAAACAGCCCCCUCUCAACGCCAUCUCUGCCUCUACUCAAAAAGCCCAGGGCUGUUUGCACGCUACAGGCAUGACCAGGCCAUCGAGCAGCAACAUGUCCAAUGUGGCCAGUUCUACUACACUCCCGACAAAUCAAAAUGAUUUUGGUUUUAACUCUAUGAUGCCUGGUUCCAAUGCCCCCCUAAAUACGGCCCCCAGGGUACCUGUUUCCCACACGGUGUCUCCAACAUCUUUAACAAUGGCCAACAUUGGUUUUCCCAUGGUAAACUUGUACAAUGCACCAAAAAUUGUAAGGCCUAACACUGCAGAGACUUCUGUUGGUGACCUAUCGUCUAUGUCAUUCACCGGAGUGGUUACCCCACGAGCUGGAGUUCCACAGCAAUCUCCACUAGUUUGGGGUCCUGGAACUGGGACAUCUGGUAAGGGAAAUAACAUUUUUUAAGUCCUCCAAACAUCAUCCAUUCAUCGCUAACCUUCCCUUGUCCCCUCCCCCUUUAUUAAUCCCAAUUUAUUUUGUGUGUGUGUGUGUGUGUGUGUGUGUGUGUGUGUGUGUGUGUGUGUGUGUGUGUGUGUGUAUGUGUGUGUGUGUGUGUAUAAGUGUGAGCAACCCUUUAAAUAUCAAUGCCCAUUGAUAAACUGUACAGUUUUUUUCCAUUCUGGGAAGAAAAGCAUGCGUAUCCUGGCCUUUCCAACUAGAUGGACUGAGAGAAAGAAGCGGGUGUUUUAUUUAUUAGCUCUUUAUCCAGUAUGUUAUAGAAUCCAUCAAGGUCCUGUAUGUUGGAGUUUUUAAGAAAACUUAACCAAAAACCUGGGAUUUCUACUGAAAUUAUUUGCCAGCCAGUGAGCAGAUUUGUGAAAGUCUUGAAUAGCGUUCCUUGGAUUACUGAUAACAGCUGGAUAAACAUUAUCCAUAUAGCUAACCAAGUAAUCCACAUCUAAAGAUGGGAUCAGUGCUUAACAAACAAAUUACAUGAAGUAAAUCCUACUGUUGGGACCAGAAGUUUCUUCUCUUUUAAUAACCGCUGGGAUCAAGUUGCUUAGACACGAUGUCGGAUAGGCCACUCAAGACUCGCGCACACACAUUUGUACUAUCGGGGGAUAUGUGCAUCAUGUCAGAGCCUACUGUCUGUCAAACAUACUGUAAUAUUUCUACUCCUGUGAGAAUACUCUCUUAUUCCGUUGACACCCUUGAAAAGGUUUUUAACAAAAUGAGUCCAUUUAGUUUAAGAUUUUGUAGAAAAAAAUGAGUCUUAAACAUCUAAUUUAGUUUUACUUUUAUUAUUUUAACCUGGUUUUCAUCAUGAAAAUAGCCAUCGAAGAUGGCGUGGCAUUAAGAAACAAACAAACAAGCACAUUUAUGUAUUUAUUUGACGUUUUUGAGUGUGAUUUGGUUUGGAUUCGAUCAUUAUUGUAGUUGAUAUCCAAACAAAUCCAAAAGGCAACACUACAUUCACACUUAAGUGACAAUCAUGCACAAUGUUUUUGCUGCUUGUUUGGAAAUGUUGAUCUUUUAUUCAAUUUCAAGGUAUUUAAUGGUGAGUAAUAGCAUCAGAAGUUUGUGGUAAAUUGUAAAACCUCUAAAUUAAUAGAAUAAAAAUAUUCUUAUUUUCUCUGAGAUGAUGUACUGUAUCUUUUAUAUCACAUUUUGCUGUCUGAUAAUUGUUGCAAAUGUAUUUAUGUAUUUAUUAAUUUUCCCUAAUUGUAUUUAAUCUUUUUGAUUUUUCUUUAUAUUUAUUCUGUAUUUUAUUUGAAGGAAGAGAUUGAUGGAACAUGUGCAAAAGUAAAAAAGGAUAAUACUUCUAUUCUUUAUUUGGAUGAAACAUUCAACAUGUGUCUUCAUUCAUACGAUAUUGGUUUUAUUUUCAUUUUCGCUCUAUACAUUUGCUCUAUACAAAUGAAUAUAUAUAUUUAUUCUACAAGUUAUGGUAAAGCUGUGGUGUUACCUGUGAAAGUGACAAUUUAAGA
This is a messenger RNA of Xyrauchen texanus (razorback sucker), 3637 nucleotides long. Its product is annotated as epsin-1-like. Gene Ontology annotation, cellular component: endosome; plasma membrane; clathrin vesicle coat. Lineage: Eukaryota; Metazoa; Chordata; Actinopteri; Cypriniformes; Catostomidae. The transcript has 11 exons. Gene Ontology annotation, molecular function: clathrin binding; phospholipid binding. The record is from RefSeq and is a predicted model, not a curated record. Bases 219 to 2114 code for a protein of 631 amino acids. Gene Ontology annotation, biological process: endocytosis.